Molecule: messenger RNA, 12693 nt
Organism: Danaus plexippus (monarch butterfly)
Lineage: Eukaryota; Metazoa; Arthropoda; Insecta; Lepidoptera; Nymphalidae
Gene: kst
Product: spectrin beta chain, non-erythrocytic 1
Exons: 85
Coding region: 211-12456 (4081 amino acids)
Biological process (GO): actin cytoskeleton organization
Cellular component (GO): cortical actin cytoskeleton; plasma membrane; cell projection
Molecular function (GO): actin filament binding; phospholipid binding
Source: RefSeq, a predicted model, not a curated record
GGUUUAAAAUUAAAAAAAAAUAUAAAUCUGUGUGUACGUAAUCAUUUCUGUCGGUGUCCCAGUGUUUUGUUGAUCGUGGUGUUAGCCGACUUCGAAGCAGGAGGUUCUCGUUCCGUCCAUUUUUAUACUCAUAAAUACGAAUAAUAUAUGUGCGAAAAUAUAAGCGAAUAGGACUGUGAUAACUAGUGUACAGCAGUGAGUACUGAUGUGAUGCAGAGGCAGUUGAGCAACGUCAGCAUACACUCCUACCAGGAGUACCAGCCCACCAGGAAAUAUGGGCCGCAGUAUGAGCCGGGCGGGUACGCCACGGUAGUGCAACAACGUACCAAUAUGAAGCAGCGAGAAGACGCUCUGAAGUUUGAGCAGGGCCGGAUCAGGGCCUUGCAGGAGGAGAGGCAGCACAUACAGAAGAAGACCUUCACGAAAUGGGUCAAUUCAUUCUUGCAGAAGGCGAGGAUGGAGGUGGAGGACCUGUUCGUGGAUCUCGCAGACGGCCGUCGCCUGCUGAAGCUGCUGGAGAUCAUCAGCGGCGAGAGACUGCCUCGCCCCAACUCCGGCCGGAUGAGGGUCCACAAGAUAGAGAACGUCAACAAAUCCCUCAGUUUCCUCCACACCAAGGUCCGCUUGGAGUCCAUCGGUGCUGAGGACAUCGUGGACUGCAACCCUCGUCUCAUCCUGGGCCUCAUCUGGACCAUCAUCCUCCGCUUCCAGAUCCAGGAGAUAGAAAUCGAUGUGGAUGAAGAGAAUGUGUCGUCAGAGAAGAAAUCAGCCAAGGACGCCCUCCUGCUGUGGUGUCAGCGGAAGACCAGCGGCUACCACGGCGUCCACAUACACAACUUCACAGACUCCUGGAGAUCAGGACUUGGAUUCAACGCUCUCAUACACGCUCACAGACCAGAUCUUUUCCGCUGGUCCGAGCUGCCGACCUCCGACCACGUGGAGACUCUCAACCAUGCUUUCGACGUAGCCCACACACACCUUGGGAUACCGAAGCUAUUGGAUGCUGAAGACGUCGACACCACCCGACCCGACGAGCGAUCCGUGAUGACGUACGUGGCCAGCUACUACCACACCUUCGCCAGGAUGAAGAACGAGCAGAAGAGCGGCCGCAGGAUCGCCAACAUCAUCGGCCAGCUGAUGGACUGUGACGGUCGCAAGGCGGAGUACAGUCGCCUGGUGUGUGCUCUGCUCGAGUGGAUCCGUCUGAAGAUACAGGAGCUGAACUGCCGCGAGCUUCCCAACUCGCUGGACGGCAUCCAACGUCUGUUGCUGGCCUUCAAACAGUACAGGACCGUGGAGAAGCCGCCCAAGUAUAAGGAACGUUCUGAAAUCGAGGCGUUGUACUUUGAUAUCAACACGAUGCAGAAGAGUUUAGUGGGGGAGCCCUGGGCCCCGCUCGAGGGACAGCUGCCUCAAGACCUGCAGCGAGCCUGGCAACAGCUGGAACAGGCGGAGCACUCCCGGGAGCUGGCGCUUCGCACUGAACUGUUAAGACAGGAGAGGCUCGAGCAACUGGCAUACAAGUUCCAUACUAAGUCUGUUCUCCGCAAGGGGUACCUCAAGGAGAUGAUCCAGGUCUUAUCUGACCCUCGCUACGGGUCCAACGUGGCGCAGGUGGACGCCACCGUCAAGAAACAUGAAGCUAUUUCAGCUGAUAUCCUCGCCAGGACGGAGCGGUUCGAGGAUCUAUCGGCUAUGGCGGCGGAGCUGGUGAAGGAGAAGUACCACGGGGCGGAGAGCGUCUCCCACACAGAACAAGCUGUGCUGGCCAGGUGGAGGGAACUUCUGGCGCUGCUGGAGAGACACAGGGCAGCGCUGGCUACUCUGGCCCAGCUGGUGGCGCUGCUCAGGGAAGCUGAGGCUGUGGGGCACACGCUGCUAGAGAUGAAGGCUCAAUUCCAAUCCGAGGAGGUCGGUAGACACCUGGUGGAUGUGGAGCGUCUGCUGCAGGCGCACGCCCUCCAGGAACUGCAGCUGGGGGCUCUGGAUGACACCAUCAAGAGACUGGCGAGAGCGGGGGCGGGAGACCACGCCUCCGCCGCCCAGCUCCGGGGCGCCCUGGACUCACUGACUGAUGAUUAUACCGGUCUGGUCGCUGCCGCUAAGGACCGCAAGGCGAGGCUCGAGGAUGCUAGGAACCUGUACCAGUUCCUCGAAGACCAUGAGGAGGAAGAGGGGUGGGUGAUAGAGAAGCAGCGCAUCUGCCGGGCGGAGGUCGCGGCCAAGGAUCUGAGGGCGGUCACGGCGCUGAGGCAGAAACACACCGCGCUGAUGCACGAGCUGCGGGCCAGGGACCUCGUGGCCCAGAGGCACAGGGCCAAGGGACAGAGUCUAAUAGAGUCAAAGCACCCUAAGAGCGGCGAGAUCGAGCGCCGCCUGGCGUCUCUGGCCCAGCAGUGGGAGAUCCUGCGCCAGCUGGCGGACGACCGGGAGAAACAGCUGGCGGACGCCGCGGAGGCGCAUCAGUUCUACGGGGACGCCAACGAGGCGGAGUCCUGGAUGAGGGAGAAGCGCGCUCUGGUGGCGUCUUCAGACUGCGGCCGGGACGUAGCCGGCGCGGCCGCCCUGCUGGCCAGGCAGCGCGUGUUGCACGACGAGCUCAGGGCGCACGGGGCCGAGCUGCGAGCGCUGGCGGCCGCCGCAGACAGACUCACCAAGAACGGCAUCCACACACUACAGCUGCCUAUGGAGGUGGAGUCUGUGGCCGGCGAGCAGGAGGACGAGUGGUCCAGCGAGUCGCGCCUGGUGCCGACCGAGGUGUGGGAGGAGGAGCCGGUCGAGAGGCUGGAACACCGCACUGUCACCGAGCAGAGGAGCGUGUCACAGGUGAAAGCUCUGUACGCGUUCAGCGGUCAGGGCAUCUCGAUAGCGAAGGGCGAGGUGAUGUUCCUCAUCAGCAAGACCAACCCCGACUGGUGGUCCGUCCGCAAGGCCGACAGGACUGACGGCUUCGUGCCAGCCAACUACGUCAGGGAAAUAGAACCGAGAGUUGUGCCGGUCCAGGUCCGCCGUCCGGAGAAGGUGCGCACGGUGCAGCGCGUGAAGAAGACGGUGCUGGUGAAGCAGGUGGUGCAGGUGAGGAGGACGCCCGCCAGGAGGACCAGGCUCCCUCCGCCGGACAGACAUCCGCCCGUCCAGCAGAGGAUGGAACAUAUACAGCAGGAGUAUGAGGAGCUGCUCAAGCUGUCCGAGGCCCGCCGUCUGCAGCUGGAGGACGCUAUCAAGCUAUACAGCUUCUUCGCCGAGUGCGACGACUUCGACAAGUGGAUCCGGGACAAGGAGAAGAUGCUGAGGACCGACGAGCCCCAGGACAGCGUGGACAACGCUAAGAGGAUGUACGAGAAAUUCGUAACGGACCUGUCAGCGGCCUCCAAACGCCUGGAGAGUAUCGAGGCGGCGGCCGAGGAGCUGGUGGCGGCGGAGCACGGCCAGGCGGCGCGGGCUGCGGCGAGGAGGCAGCAGCUGCGGCAGCAGUGGGACAGGCUGCUGCGGCUCAAGCAGCAGAAGGAGAAGAGUCUGGAGGGGGCCUCCAGCGUGGAGCUCUUCAACCGCACUUGUGAUGAAGCGCUCGAGUGGAUGUCGGAGAAGGAGCGCCAGCUGGCGGACGGCAGCGCCAGCGCAGCGGACCUCAGGACGGUGAGGGCGCUGCAGCGGAGACACGCGCAGCUGGAGAGGGAGCUGCAGCCCUUGCGAGACAGACUGCACACCGUCACGCUGCUGGCGGACUCGGUCAAGUCCCAGUAUCCGUCGGAGAGGUCCAAUGUCGAGGCACGCCAGAGACAGCUGUGCUCGUCCUGGGAGCGCUGCGAGGCGCAGGCGGCGGAGCGCCGGGCUCGCCUGGAGAGCGCUGUCGGACACCAGGUGUUCGCCAACGGAGCCAGCCAGCUGCAGGACUGGAUCCAGAAAAUCCGCUCCCAAGUAUCGUCCGAGGUGCGCGCCAGUGACGUGGCGACCGCUGAGUCUCUGUUGAAAGACCACCAGGACGUGCUGGACGACAUCAAGGCGCACAAAGACGAGUUCAAGGAGGUGAUCAACCUCGGCCAACAGCUGGUGGCGACCAAUCCAGCGCUGACGGACGUGGCGGACACGGUGAAGAUGCUGCAGCAGGAACAGGACGCCGUCAUGAAAGAAUGGCAGGCCAAGGAGCAGGUGUUACAGCAGUGCCUCCAGCUGCAGAGCUUCAACCGCGAGGCGGAUCAGAUAGACGCGGCGUCUGGCGCGCACGAGGCUGUCCUCAACUACAACGACUAUGGGUCGUCGGUGGACGAGGCGGAGGCCUACCUGAAGCGCCAGGAGGAGGUGGAGGCCCGCCUCAGUGCGCAGGACGAGCGCGUAGCAGCCUUCGCAGCGCGAGCGCACGCGUUAAUAGUCGCCAAGCCACCGCACUACGCGAAGGAACACAUCCAGUCCCGCUGCGACAGCGUGGUGUCCCGUCGGGAGGCAGUCCGGCAUGCUGCAGCAGCCAGGAGACGAGCGCUGCUGGCGAACCUCGCGCAUCACCAGUUCCUCGCGUCGGUGGACGAGCUGCAGACCUGGAUACAGGACAAGACGAGGACCGCCACGGACCAGAGCUACCGAGAGCUGGCAAACUUGGAGCGGAAGCUGCAGAAGCACGAGGCCUUCGAGCGCGAGCUCCAGGCGAAUGAGAAGCAGCUCAGGAAUGUUGAGAGUAUCGGGCUCUCCCUCCAGAAGUCAGACCCUGGACACGCUGAGGAGGUGUCGUCUAGACUGCAGGCUCUGCAGGUAGCCUGGGCGGCGCUGGUGGCAGCCUCCAGGGACAAGGGCGCCAAGCUGAGGCAGGCCAGCCAGCAGAGGAUACACAGACGGUCCGUGGAAGACGCCAAGGCGAGGCUGGCUGAGGUGGAGCGAGCUCUGAACAGCACAGAACUGGGAUCAGAUCUGCGAUCCUGCAAGCGACUGCUUCUACUACACCAGGCUCUAGAGCAAGAGCUGAGUCAAUGCGAACAGCGAGCGGAGUCCCUGGCGGCUCAGGGUUCCGACCUGGUCUCCAGCGGACAUUUCGAUGGCGCGGCCAUCGAGCGGGACUCCGCCGCGCUGCUGCAAGCCGCCCGGGCGCUCCGUCCUCGAGCAGCCGAGAGGAGACAGGCGCUAGAAACUAGUCUACAACUUCACAAGUUCGCCGCAGAGGUUUCCGGUGAAUUGGCCUGGGUGUCGGAGAGACAGGGCGCCGCCUCCUCCACCACGCUCCCUGGGGACCUGCACGCGGCGCAGGCGGCGCAGAAGAAACACGCCAAGCUGCGAGCGGAGCUGGAGGGGCGGAGGCCUAUCGUGGAGCGGGUUCUACACCGGGGCAAGGAACUAGACACGCAUCCGCAGGCUGGCAAGAUCAAGCAACUGUGCAAGGAACUAGAAGAGGCCUAUUCCUCUGUAUCAUCAGCGGCGGAGGAGCGAGCGGCCCGGCUGGAGGCCGCGCUUAAAGCCCAGCAGUUCCUCCACGACGCGGCGGAAGUGGACUCUUGGCUGGCUGACAAAGCGGCGGCACUGGCUUCCGCUGACGUCGGCAAUGACAGGCACAGAGCGACACAACUCCUCACCAGGCAUAAGGCUGUGGAACUCGAGUUGGAUACGUACGCGGCUAUCAUAGCGGAAAUGGGUCACGUGGCGCAGUCGAUGGCUUCCGGCGGUCAUCCCGAGGGCGCCGCCCUGGUCACCAGGCACGACCAGCUGGCCGGCAGUCUGGCCAGGCUGCAAAGACUGGCAGCCAGCAGGCAGGCCGCGCUCAUGGAGAGCGUCUGCAGACAUGAAUAUCUGGCUGAGAGCGCUGAGCUGGAGGAAUGGGUUGCGGAGCAGCAAGCGGCCGCCUCCAGCGAGGAUUACGGACAGGAUUACGAGCACUUACUGAUACUCCGCUCCAAGUUCGAAGAGCUCCGUCACCGUGUAGAGAGUGGGGCGGAGAGGUUCAACCAGUGUGAGGAGCUGGCCAAGAAGCUGGUCGCAUCCGACAGCCCAUACAUCGCUGACAUUGAAAAGAGACAGGAAGUGCUCGGCGAGUCCUGGCAGCGUCUGGUGGAACAGAUCCAGUCUCGGAGCCAGCGCCUCGCGGCGGCCGGGGAGAUCCACCGCUUCCACCGCGACGCCGGGGAGCUGCUGGCGCGCGCCGGGGAGCGCAGGGCUCGCCUGGCGCCCGCGCCCGCGCCCCGCGACCUGCGCGCCGCCACCGCCCUCCUCCGGGACCACGACGCCGCGGAGAACGACAUGGUCGCCAUAGACGCUCAGAUGCAGGUGCUCCAAGAGGAGGGAUCUCGUCUCCAGCGGCUGUGCCCCGGCGGCAACUCCCAGCAGAUAGCGCUGCGUCAACAGGCGCUCAGUGAAGCGUGGCGGUCACUGCGCGGCGCCGCAGACCUCAGGAGGAAACUGCUGCACCAACACCUGGAACUGCAGACCUUCCUGUCCGCGGUCCGUGACGUCAUCUCGUGGUCGUCAUCCCUCCGCAGCGAGAUGUCGUCACCCGCAGCUGCAAGGUCAGCAGCAGCAGCGCAGGCGCAGAGGGCGCACCACGACGCUCUGAGGGCGGAGAUCGACGCCCGCGACGACGGCUUCAAGGACGUGCUGGCCAGGGGUCAGAGGUUACUGGAGGAGGAACAUCCCAACUCCGCGGAGAUCGAGGAGCGGUGUCGUGCGGUGGUGGAGGAGCGCGGUCGCCUGGCGAACUCCUGGGCCGCGCGGCAGGUGGCCCUGGACCAGCUGAUCGACUGGCACUGCUUCCUAAGGGACGCCAAGCAGUUGCACGCUCUGUGUGCUGCACAGGAAGCAGCACUCGGCAGCGAAAUAUCUCCGACCAGCAGCGUGGAGGAGGUGGAACACCAGCUCAAGAAGCACGAGGCCUUCGAGAAACUGCUGGCGACGCAGGACGAGAAGCUGUCCACCCUGAACAGCCACGGAGACAAGCUGUUGCAGCAGAACCACGUGGAGAGCGCCCGCAUACAGGAAGAGCUGGCCGCUGUCAACGAUCGUAGGAAGAAGCUAUACGUGGCCGUGGGUGUCCGUCGCGGAGCCUUACUCCGAGCGCGCGCCCGGGCUCAGUUCACGAGAGACGCCGCUGAAGCCAGGAGUUGGGUGGCCGACAAGAUGGCGCAGCUGCAGCUCAUCACUGGUGAAGUGACGGACCUGGAAGACAAGAUCAAGAAGCUGCAGAGACACCAGGCGUUCACUGCUGAACUGGCCGCGAACAGGGCGCGGCUGGAGGAGGUCGGGCAGCUGGCCAAGGAGCUGGAACCGGACAGGGAGGUGGCCAAGGAGCUGGAGCAGCUGGAACGAGAGUGGAGGACGCUGGAGGACGCCGCAGAACAAAGAGGUCGCGGGUUAGAGGAGGCCCAGGACAUUCUGGAGUUCAACCAGCACCUGGACAAAAUAGAAGCCUGGAUACGUGACAAGGAACUGAUGGUCCAAGCCAACGAGACCGGCCGUGAUUACGAGCACUGCACCGCCCUGCUGCGUAAGCUGGAUGACCUGGACAGCGACAUGAAGGUAGACGACAAACACGUCAAGAGCGUCCAGGCGUUGGCUGACAAGCUGUUGCAGCAGGGUCCAACACAACACGCUGCCAACGUCGCCGCCCGGCGUGACGGAGUGCUGCUCAAGUGGCGCGCGCUCACUGGAGCGCUGCAGCGCUACAGGGAGAGGCUGGCGGCAGCGCUGCAGCUACACUCCUUCAACAGGGACGUCCAAGAGACAUCGGAGCGUUUGUCCCGCAAGGCAGCCCUUUUCCGCAGCGAGGAGUGCGGCCGGGACCUCAGCGCGGCCCACGAGCUGCGCAGACGCCUCGACGCGGCGGUCCGGGAGGCCGGGACCAUAAGGGACAGGAUACACCAGCUGAAGAACGACGGUUCAGCGCUGGCGAGGAGUCAUCCUGAACAGCGAGAGAUAAUCGAGUCCCAGCUGUCCCAGCUGGACGAAGGCUGGGAGCAGCUGCAAAAGCUGGCGGCCGCGCGCUCCGACAUGCUGGACGACGCCGUCAAGGAACACAAGUUCGAAGAAAACCUUAAGGAGUUGGAGGUCUGGGUGACGGAGACGGUGAAGCGCCUGGACCGCGCGGAGCCCGACAGCGUCACGGACGCUCAGGCACAGCUGGAACACCUGCACGAGACCAAGGCGGAGAUAGACGGUCGCCAGAAGGCUAUAUCAUCACUCCAGAAGGAGGCUGAGCAGGCCCAGGAGUUGGAGAAGGUGAAGCGUGUGGAGAAGCUGGCAGCUGGACUGGAUCAGGCCUGGCUACAGAGGAAACAGUAUCUCACGCAGGCCCACUCACUGCAAGUGCUGAAGGAACAGGCCCAGGCCGUCGAGGACUGGCUCGCUGGGAAAGAGGCCUUCCUCCACAACGACGACCUCGGAGACAGCCUCGACGCUGUUGAGACACUGAUCCGCAAGCACGGCGAGUUCUCCAAACUGCUGGAAUCCCAGAUGGGCAAGGUGCUGGAGCUGGAGAAGUACGCCGAGUCCAUAUCGGAGGGGCACUACAAUAGAGACUACAUAAUGAAGAGGGUGGCUGCCGUGAGGGCGAGGGCGGACCAGCUCAAGCUGUCGUGCGUGUCACGGGCCGAGCGUCUGCAGCAGGCGUUGCAGCUGCAGCAGCUGCUGAGGGACGUGACACACGCGAGGGAGUGGAUCGACCUCAAGAUGCAGAUCGCUAACGACGCUAACUACAGGGAGCUGUCGAACCUGCAAAGCAAGAUACAGAAGCACGCGGCCUUCGAGUCCGAGCUGGCGGCCAACAAGAAGCGGAUCGACGACGUGGCUACAGCUGGGGAGGACCUCAUCGAGGCAAAGCACUACGCGUCCCAGGAAAUAGCGAGACACGUGGAGGACCUGGAAAACCUGUGGACUGAUCUGUUGUCCGCAUCCAAACUACGUAGGUCCCGGCUGCAGGAGGCUUACCAGGCGCGCGUGUACCUCCGGGGGCUGGACGACUUCACCGCCUGGCUUGAUGACGUGGAGGCACAGUUGCUUAGCGAGGAUCACGGUAAAGACCUCUCAUCAGUGUCGGCGCUGCUGAAGCGUCACUCUCGUCUGGAGGCGGCUGUGGGGGCGAAGGCCGACACCGCGACGCAACUGGCCGACACCGCCAGACAUCUCGCAGACAACAAACACUUCAUGGCCGACGAGAUCCUCGAGAAAGCUGACACUGCUGUCAAGAGAUACAAACAAUUGCAAGAACCGAUGUCCAUCAGGCGGGAGAACCUCAAGGACGCUGAAUUACUGCACCGCUGGGAGAGAGACGCGCACGAGGAGAUGGCCUGGUUAAAAGAGCACGAGGCAGCGGUAUGGUCCGAGGAGGCGGGCGGGUCCCUGCCCGAGGCGCAGGCCCUGCUGAAGAAACACCAGGCGCUCGGAGCCGAGCUGGGCGCCAGAGAGGCGACGAUCUCUGCGGUGAUCAGCCGUGCCAGCGCGCUGUCUCGAAGGGGACACUUCGCCAGCGCUGUGCUCGAGCAACGGAGUCGGGAGCUGAGGGCGGCGCUGAGGACCAUCACCGAGAGGGCGGCGCACAGGGAGGCCGCGCUCAGGGAACGAUGCGACCUACUGCAGCUGCUGAGCGAAAUCUGGGAGGCGGAGGCCUGGGUGGCGGAGCGCCGCGGGGCGAUCCUCGGCGCUGAGCUGGCUCGGGACGAGGACUCCGCCCUGGCCCUGGCCAGGAGACUGGAAGCCCUGCAGAGGGAACUGCAGGCCUUCCAACCAACCAUCGCGAGGAUCGAGAAGAACUACCAGGAUCGUUCCUACGAAGACGAGCAGGUCCGCCGCAAGCUGGACGAGCUCAAAGCUUCCUACGAGGAGAUGAACCUGCUGUCGGCCAAGCGUCAGCAGAGGUUGCAGCAGAGCCUGAAAUAUUUCAAGUUCGUCCAGGAGUGUGAGGAGGUGCAGGAGUGGAUCGGCGAGCAGAUGACGGUGGCGGCCAGCGAGGAGUACGGCCUGGACGUGGAGCACGUGGACACGCUGCAGCAGGCCUUCGACUACUUCAUGCAGCAGCUGCAUGCAAACGAGGGCAGGAUCGAGGCGGUCUGCGAGGCGGGGGCGGCACUCCUGGAAGAGAACACGCCAGAGGAGGAAAGAGUGAAGCAGAAGAUAGAAGACAUAAGAGGACUGUGGGACGACCUCAAGGAGCUGGCUCUGGCUAGGCAGGAGGCGUUGGCUGGUGCGCGUCAAGUCCACGAGUUCGAUCGCAGCGCUGAGGAGACGGUGGCCUGGGUCAAUGAGAAGGAAGCGGCGCUUGCAGCGCUGUCGUCCCCAGCAGCCUCUCAGUUGCAUCAGCUUAAAGCGCUGCGAGCGGAGCUGGGGGCUAUCAGAGACCAGCACCAGAUGUUGAGAGACAGGGCUUCCAGUCUCGGUGAAGCCUUCCCCGACGCCAAGGAGCACGUGCUGUCUAAGCUGGAGGAGGUGACUGAAGCGCUGGAAGCGCUGGAGGAGAAGGCAGCCCACAGCGAACACCAGCUGGAACUGGCUGAUCAGCUUAAAGCGUACUUCGACAAAUACCAGGAGCUUAUGGCUUGGAACAACGAGACCCUCGCCCGCGUGACCGCUCCCGAGCUGUCUUCUGACGUGGCGGGCGCUGCACGACUGCUGGCCAGACACCAGGACCUCGCCGCUGAGAUACACGCCAAGGAUGAGAGCUUCCAGACCUUCUAUGACGACGGCGAGAAGUUGGUCCGCGAGGGUCACUUUAUGUCCCAGGAGGUGGAGACGAGGAUGUCGUCUCUGAGGGCUCGUAGGGCUGCGCUGGACCACGCCUGGAGCGCCCGGAACAGGAUAUACGAGCACCACCUGGACGCACUCAUGUUCUUAAGGGACGCUGAUGCGCUGGACCGCUGGAUAUCUUCCAGAGUGCCUCUCGUCCGUGAUGGAAAAUAUGGUGAAAGCCUGGCGCAGACGGAGGAGCUGAUCAACAGGCACCGAGACUUGGAGGAGACCAUCGACGCGCAGAAGGAGAAGUUCCUCGCACUCAAACGGAUCACGCUGAUCGAGAAAGCCUUUAAAGAUCAGAAGAAUGAAGAGGAGGCUGCCCGCAAGCAACACCUGGAGAGACAAGAGGCUGAGAGGAUGCAGCUGGUGCGGAAGAGAGAGAUGGAGAGGAUCGCGGAGGAGCGGCGGAGGGAGACAGAGGAGCAGAGAGGAACUGCUGUACAGGUGGAGCGUCAGUUAUCCAGCUCCGGUAUGAACAGCAGCCUGGCUGGCUCCGUGGAGGAGACCCUCAGCCCCGCGCCGCAGUUCGACCGCCUCCCGAAACCGGAUGUUCACGUCAAGAGAGCUGAGAGCAUGAGCGUGGUGAAGACUCCUAAACGGACACCGUCGUUCACGACGCGCAGGCGGACCCAGAGCUUCAGGCGGCACCGGAAACACGAUGACCUGCCUCCGGUCGAAAUAGAAGGAUACUUGGAGCGCAAGCAGGAGGCGGGUUCGGGCGGCGUGAGAGCGGCCGUGAGGAGUUGGAGGUCGUACUACGCCGUGCUGUGCGGUCAACUGCUCUGCUUCUUCAGGGACCAGGAGGAUUUCGCCAGCUCCAAGGCCGCGGCGCCACCUGUCGCUAUACUCAAUGCUCGUUGCACGCCCGCCAGCGACUACACCAAGCGGUCGCACGUGUUCCGUCUGUCGUGCGCUGAUGGGGCGGAGUACCUCUUCUCCUGCGGGUCCAGGGACCUGCUAGCGGAGUGGGUCGCCAAGCUAGCCUUCCACGCAGCGCUGCCGCCCCAGCUGCAACUGACGCCCUACAACGCCGAGGAGUCACCUACAGCGGACGUGAGGAGGAGAUUGCAGCAGAACGCGUCCUCGUCAUCCUCGGCCGCUUCCUCGCCGGAACCCCAGCGUCACAGGACCCAGGCCGAGAUACUGCAGGAACAUCGCACCAGCCAGAAGGAGAGUCAGGCCGGUAGAGAAGAUAACAAGAGUCGAGUCUCCGCAGACAGGCAUAUUGAGUCUACAGUGCUGCCCUCUCUGCCGCCGAGACAGCCGCCGGCAGUGGACGAUACUGCAGAUGUGGUGCUCAGGAACUCGGACCGCGAGUCCCACUCCUGGGGCCGCUCCAGGUUCUCCAACGGCAGAGACCUCAACGCCGAGUUCAUACGGUCACAGAGAGACGCCGAGGCCCCGCCGUCGCCCCCCGGCCCGCCCGUGGUCAGGCCCCCCGCGGGGCCCGACAGACCCCCCGCGCUGCCGGAGAGAGACAGGGAGAAGGUGACCAACCUGGUGAACAACUACCAGAGGAUGACGAGGAGCUACCAGGAGAGGGAAGACAGGAACUGGCAGGAACAGUACGGGGGAGACUCGGCUUACGGAGGCAGCAGUCGACCGUCUUCAGUAUCUGGAGGGUCACCAGCUCUGGACAACCGACCGGCCUCCAGGUCCUCGGGAGAAUCAGAGCUGUCAGUCGGCGGGAAAGAGAAGAAAGACAAGAAGGGAGUGUUCGGCGGACUGUUCAGCAGGAAGAAGAGGCCGCAGAGUCACAUGUAGAGGACAGAAGAGAAGAUACAGACGAUACAAGCAUAAUAAAUAUAUACUACCAUAAUAAUAUUGUUGAUAGAUAACCAGCGCGACCCCGCGACGGACAUGUUGAAUUUACCGAGUCUAUACCACGUUAUCACUUAAAGCGCUGCAGCGAUUGAAUUGUUCGCUACCAUUCGUCCUCGUACUACGUAAACACUUUUUUUUAUUAUUAUUAUUAUUACUAUUAUAUAUAUUUUGAAUUAA